Rhopilema esculentum is the source of this 2121-nucleotide messenger RNA. The record is from RefSeq and is a predicted model, not a curated record. Lineage: Eukaryota; Metazoa; Cnidaria; Scyphozoa; Rhizostomeae; Rhizostomatidae.
UCAGCUGUGCCUUGGUUACAAUUUUCAGUCUUAUAAGAGCUCUGACAGUCCACGUUGAUCAGAUUUAAUUCCAGGUCUACAGCAACAACAUGGAGCUGAGCACAAUCUUCCUGUUUCUUGGUUUAUUGAUCCCUGCGAGAGCCUAUGACUGCACUUCAAGCUUUUUUAGCUCAUUAAGCGGGAGUCUGAACUCACCUGGCUACCCUAAUCAUUACCCCAGUGAUGCGGAUUGCGACUACCUGAUAUCCGUCCCUAAACCACAUACCAUCAGAAUAACCUUCAACCACAUUGAUAUGGAAACGUGCUGUGACUUUCUGCGAAUAUACGACGGUACGAACAGCAAUGCAACUCUCUUGACUUCCCUUACUGGCAAAAGUGAUGCUGGAUUUCAUUUACAGUCAUCCGACAACAAUCUCUUUAUCAAGUUCACCACUGACUCGAGCGUUGUAGGCACUGGCUUCCAAGCAUCUUAUGUAUCACAUUGCAGAAUAACGACGCUGGCAAAUGCAUUGAGUGGCAGUCUCUCUUCCCCUGGAUACCCGAACCAGUACCCAAACAAUGCCAAUUGCGACUAUCAUAUAACUGUGCCAGCACCAUAUACAAUCAAUCUUCUGCUAAGAAAUAUUGAUAUGGAAUCUUGCUGUGACUUUUUACGUGUCUAUGAUGGAACGAGUACCAGUGCAAGCUUAGUGGCAACUCUUACUGGCAACAGUGCUGCAGGCACACAGAUUCAGUCAACAGGAAGCAAUUUGUACAUCACAUUCCAGACUGACUCCAGCGUUACUGGCUUAGGAUUCUCAGCAGACUACAGAUCAGCUUGCACUCAGACUAUUCGCACUUCAUUGAGUGGUAGUAUUUAUUCACCUGGGUAUGGCAACAAUUACCUAAACAACGAAAAAUGCGGAUACUUCAUCACCGUUCCCGGUCGAAGAUAUAUCCGUCUUACAAUACAGUCAUUCGAUUUGGAACAGAACUAUGACUACUUGAGGGUAUAUGCUUUACGUGAUGGAAGUUUGGUGUCCUUGAACAAUUUUACAGGACCGGUCACUUCCGGAACUCAGAUUGAUUCACCGGGCAACAACCUCGUUCUGACAUUUACAACGGACGGGAGUGUAACUAGAAGCGGUUUUUAUGCCAACUAUCAAGCAUUACUUUUUCCGAGUGGCAGCGGAAGCAUGUUUGGAGCCAACACAGACAGACUAACAAAGGGUGAAACAGCGGCUGAAGGAGAUUGGCCUUGGCAGAGUGCAGUGUACCGAAAUGGGGUGUUUGUUUGUGGGGGUACCUUGAUUGCAUCACGUUGGGUACUGACAGCUGCCCGUUGCGUAGAAGCAUUUGGAGGUAUUGAUGGCAAUGGUUCUUUGGCAGUUAUUGUUGGUGAUUUGCACAGAGAGUUUAACGAAGCGAAGGAGCAGCGAUAUGGCGUAGAACAGGUCAUAAUCCAUCCAGAUUACAGCAGUUCGACAAAGCAAAACGACAUUGCACUGUUGAGGCUUGAAAACGCAGUUGCUCUUAGUGACAAAAUAAAAACGGCUACCGUUCCUAAUAGAAAUGCUACAGCAAAGGAAGGCUCCUCCUGUUACGUAACAGGAUGGGGCUCCACAGAUGAUCUACAAAGUUCGCAUGCAAUGUUACAAGAAGCUGGGGCUCUUGUUCGAAACACUUCGUUAUGUCGAACAAAUGGAGAUGACAUGGUCGGAUUGCUGGUAACAGAGCAAAUGAUGUGCUUGCAGAAAAUCGGGUUUCUUGAGAACAGCUGUAUAAGUGAUGCUGGGGGGCCAAUUAUUUGCCAGGAUUCUGAAGGCCACUACAUUUUACAUGGUGUUGUGAGUCAAGAGACUGGCCACUGCCUGGAGCCAGAAUCAAGAAUUGUGUCUUCUAAAGUGCCAAAAUUUGUUGACUGGGUCAAUGACUCACUAAACAACUUUUAAUUAUUAAAAUAAUAAGAAAAUAACAACAUUAUAUUAACUAUCUUAAGCAUACCGGAUCUUUCUUUCUAAGCUUAAAAAAGCUAUGAAUCGUAAUGAAAUAUAGAAAAUAAAGAAAGGAUGAGAAAAGUGAGAAAUAAUUCCUUUCCUUCUACUUCUGAUGCCCAUAUCGUUUACGGUCAUACAAGAUUGC